Messenger RNA from Ceutorhynchus assimilis (cabbage seed weevil), 342 nucleotides. The record is from the annotation of a GenBank genome assembly. NCBI's taxonomy places the organism in Eukaryota, Metazoa, Arthropoda, Insecta, Coleoptera, Curculionidae.
AUGGCUACAGUGGGAAGUAUAGGCAUUGGCCUUUUAAUUUUAAUAAUACUUUGGAUAAUAACGUUAAUUGUGUUUGUUGUCGGCAUCAAAUUGCAAAGCAACAUUGCCUGGAUCGUUCUCGGAUUAGUUUCCGUUUUUACUAUAACUUUGUUGUGCAUUCCGACUGAAAAGCAACAGAGUCAGGACCUUAUUGAACUUGUAUCAGUGGAAAAAGACUACAUUAUAAUCUACAAAACCGCAAUACUCACUUUCCUAGUUGUAAGCGCUUUGGUCGGACUAUCAAUAUUUUUCAUUGCCCAUUGCAUCGAACCAAUCAGACCGAAACCCAUCAAAACGUUCUAA